This is a messenger RNA of [Torrubiella] hemipterigena, 2457 nucleotides long. Lineage: Eukaryota; Fungi; Ascomycota; Sordariomycetes; Hypocreales; Clavicipitaceae. The record is from the annotation of a GenBank genome assembly.
AUGACUGCAGAAGUAUAUCCACUCACCCAACUUGCACCUUUAGCCCAGGGUUUGGCUGGUGCUGGUGUUGCUGAUAGUCAACCAGAGUAUCAUGCAGUUGAUAUCACGACUACCGAAAUUCCCACACAAACCGCUAUUUUAUUCCAGAGAUUUGCUAUUGCUCUGCAGAAGAUUACUAGCAAUGAUGAAGUUGCUUUUACGGCUGAUUUCAUCACAUACCGCGGCCAAUUGCGCGCCCACACAGGACCAGAUGGUGUUGAAGUUGUUCAGCAGAGCACGUUGAAAGAUGAUCGAGGUGUAUCUUCUGGAUGCGCCAUUCGUCUGGUCCCUAUUGAACAAGCCCAGAGAACGAAUGGCCACAUCCUGCGACAGAAACACGCACUCAUUGUGUCCCUUCGCCAACGAUUUGGUGUCGGCAGCAGUGCUCACUUGACUGUUGAGAUGCGAGCAGACCAAGCACCACGUCAUGUAUUCGACAAACUUGCCGCUGAUAUCGUCUCGGUCCUGCAAUCCGGAUCUGCCGCCAAUGCUUCCUCCCUCUACAGCACCGAACCUACCGACAAUGCUGAUAGUGCAAUGGGCAACACGGACGAUUCGGCAACAGCCGUCACUAGCCACCAGAUGAGCAACGACCCCAUCAUUCAGGCUGCUUCGCGCUUGAUUGCUAUUCGAGCCUUACAAGCUAAGAAGGGUGCUGAGCCUACCGACCGCACAGAUGCUGUCUAUCACGCGCUGUCCAAGGCUCUAGGAGCCCACGUCUUGGGACUGGACAAGACGGCCAACCUCAAGGAGAUUGGGCUAAACGAGCUUCGUGCCAUUGUGGUUCUGCAUAGCCUGAAGCUACAAGGGGUGAAUGCUCUAAGUGUUGAGGAUAUCACUUCUGCUGUCACCAUCGGCGACCUCAUCCUGGCAAAGGGCACUGCGCAUGAGCGACAAAGCGCCAAAAUCGACAUCGAUGUCGCUGCGAUUGAGGCCGAUGACGAAGAGCAAAUCAGCGAGCUUUCCACAAACGCCAAGCUUGCCCACUUUGAUCACUACUGCCGCCAACAAUGUAUCGAUAGCCUCGGCGUCAGCGCCGAUGAAGUUGAUCAGGUUCUCCCAGCCACUGGGUUGCAGAUUCGAUUCAUCCACGUCUUCAGUGACGCCAAGUACUAUGACCUGCAGCGCUACGAUGGAAGGCCACAAGCCGAGCACUUCAUCUACAAUGUGCCUGACAAUCUCGAUCCUGAAAGGCUGCAGCGUGCCAUUGAGGCCACUGUAGCUCAACAUGACUGCUUCCGCACCGUCUUUGUCCGCACAACACAUCCUGUCGCCGAGUAUGCGCAGGUUGUGCUGCUGCCUUUGUCGCCGCUUGCCAAGCUACAGACGAAAGAGGUCAUUGUACCUAACCCAGACGCUGAUAUCGUCGAUGUGCGCGAUACACAGGCUUGGCACGAUGCUCUGCUAAGCGUUCAGAAAGAAGCUGAAGCCGCCAUGACGCUUGACAAGCCUACCGUCUUUGCUUCAUAUGUCUGGUCGGAAUCAAAGAAGCGUUGCGCUGUUGUGCUGACCUUGUACCACGGCAUCUAUGACGGCGCUUCUAUCAUGCACAUUCGCGAGGCCAUUGCAUCCAACUAUGCAGGUGUCACGCCAUCCACGACGCUCCUAUCCCUGCGCACAGCCACCAGGACCAUGCUUGAUACUGAUUGGAUCGGUACGACCAUGUUCCUCAUGAAGCGUUUCACGGGAGUACCGGGCUUUGUCCUUGGGCCCAACGCGCCAAUCGCUUUGCCUCCAACCCAACCCAAGGAGGUCUUUUCCGUCAUCCCAAGCGACACGCACAUGGGCUGUGUCAACAUGCAGUCGUCGCUUAGCAUGGACCAACUCGUCAACAAAGCAGCCGCCAACGUCAACUCCUCUCUCAGUCUUGUUGCCCAGACUGCUUGGGCCAAGGUCCUGUCCAAGACGCUCACCCCAGAGAUGCUUGAUAGCCCGUCAGGUGUACAGUUUGGCAGUGUUGUGAAUGGCAGAUUAGACGACGAAGCCCAGCGAGCGAUGGCACCCAUGAUGGCAAACUAUCUGGCGCAUGUGCCAACUGCCAAGCACAAGAUGUCCACCAACCGCGAUAUUUGCCAGUUCCUGUCGCAGCAAAAUGACGAAAUGAUUCCAUUCCUUCACACACCAUGCCCUACUACAGAUGUUGCAAGAAUGGAGGAUGCCAAACUGGAUCUUCCUGGUUGGCACAAGGACAAGAACCUGCAGUGGCCAUACAAGGAGUUGGACAUUGGUUUCCCCCUGUUCGUUGAGCUUUGGCCUAGUUCUGAGGGCUGGAGUCACAACUUGACCUUUAAAUUGAUUUACAACAAGCGUCGCCCUGGCUAUGAGUUUUUAACAGAUGACUGGGUUAAGAGUGUUGCUGUUGCGUUUGAUACUGCUUUGGCGGAUGUGCUGGAUAAUCCUGAUGGCAAGUUUUUGUAA